This is a messenger RNA of Bubalus bubalis (water buffalo), 1828 nucleotides long. RefSeq names its product G protein pathway suppressor 2 (gene GPS2). The coding region runs from base 237 to 1220 and encodes 327 amino acids. The transcript has 10 exons. Gene Ontology annotation, molecular function: transcription coregulator activity. Gene Ontology annotation, cellular component: transcription regulator complex. Lineage: Eukaryota; Metazoa; Chordata; Mammalia; Artiodactyla; Bovidae. Gene Ontology annotation, biological process: regulation of transcription by RNA polymerase II. The record is from RefSeq and is a predicted model, not a curated record.
CCCGGGUGGCGGGCAGGGACGGGAGCGCGGAUGCCGAGACCCAGGCCCGCGCACGCGAAAGAGCCGCGCUGCGGGCCCGGCCGGGCGGCCGACACGUGACCGGGGCGGCGGGCGGCGGCUUCCGCCUGGUCCCGGCGCGCUCCCACUGAGCUGCCGCCUCCCCGCAGGCCCGGCCGGAGGUCUGGCAGCCAGCGACAGAGCCGGGCGCUCACGGCCCGAGCGUCCCCAGCAGCACCAUGCCUGCACUUCUGGAGCGUCCGAAGCUGUCCAACGCCAUGGCCAGGGCGUUGCACCGACACAUCAUGAUGGAGCGGGAGCGCAAGCGGCAGGAGGAGGAAGAAGUGGACAAGAUGAUGGAACAGAAGAUGAAGGAAGAGCAGGAGAGAAGGAAGAAAAAGGAGAUGGAAGAAAGAAUGUCACUAGAGGAGACCAAGGAACAAAUCUUGAAGUUGCAGGAGAAGCUUUUAGCUCUACAGGAAGAGAAGCAUCAGCUUUUCCUGCAGCUCAAGAAAGUUUUACAUGAGGAAGAAAAACGGAGGCGAAAAGAGCAGAGUGACCUGACCACUCUGACAUCAGCAGCAUACCAGCAAGGCCUGACAGUUCACACCGGAACUCACCUCCUUAGCAUGCAGGGGAGCCCUGGAGGACACAAUCGCCCAGGCACCCUCAUGGCAGCUGACAGAGCCAAACAGAUGUUUGGACCCCAGGUGCUUACGACCCGGCACUACGUCGGCUCAGCAGCUGCUUUCGCAGGGACCCCGGAACAUGGGCAAUUCCAAGGUAGCCCGGGUGGUGCCUAUGGGACUGCUCAACCCCCACCUCACUAUGGACCCACGCAGCCUGCCUACAGUCCUAGUCAGCAGCUCAGAGCACCUUCCGCGUUUCCUGCAGUGCAGUACCUGUCUCAGCCACAGCCACAGCCCUAUGCCGUGCACAGCCACUUUCAGCCCACCCAGACAGGGUUUCUCCAGCCUGGUGGUGCCCUGUCCUUACAAAAGCAGAUGGAACAUGCUAACCAGCAGACUGGCUUCUCUGACUCAUCCUCCCUGCGUCCCAUGCAUCCCCAAGCUCUGCAUCCCGCCCCUGGACUCCUGGCCUCACCCCAGCUCCCUGUGCAGAUGCAAGCAGCAGGAAAGUCGGGCUUUGCAACCACCAGCCAGCCUGGCCCUCGGCUCCCCUUCAUCCAGCACAGCCAGAACCCACGAUUCUACCACAAGUGACCAUCAGAUUUAUCUUCAGCCUUGGCCCCAACCUCUGCCCUUGGGGAGGAUCCCCCGUGUCCCAGUACCAGGCCAAUAAAAUCUACCUGCCACUACCCCUGGCUGCUGUCUGUGUUGCCUCCCACUGGACUGUUUAGAGGGUGGGCAGUGGCUGGCAGGAAUCACAGAGUGACAGCAGGGUUGGUUGUAAUGAACUCAGCAGCAGAGUUCAUUCAACCUAUACUCUUCAGAUUUCCAAAUAAAUACCCAUUUAAUUCGAAAAAGCAGCUGAGUUGGGGACUUCAUAUUAAACUUGUAGUUUUAUUCAGGUUUGAUUUUAACAAAUGUGUCGGGGAGAGAGCCCGCAGGAAAGGAUGAAGCCCAUGGGAGCAGGGCCCUCCCAGAUGCCUGAGGAGGGGGCAUGUCCCCUCCCCUCUCCUCCUCUUCCCCUCCCCAUCUUUAGAUGGGGAGAGACAUAGGCAGGGGAGGGGGCUGGUCCCCAGUUUGUGGGGGUGGUGCUUGGGAUAGAAGACUAUGGAGGAAAUAAGGGGUCAGAUUAGGUAAGAGUUGGGGAAGGGCACAAGGACCAUUUGCCAGAAUCCACAGCUUUCUGAUUCCAGAUUGAAUUU